AUGCCUGCUUGGGCUGUCCACGGUGCCCCACGGAGCACAGGGAACAGUGGGCCCACUGUGGAGUCUGUGGAACGCAGCAACGGUAUGCACCCCAACUCGAUGGGCUGUCCCUUCAUUACUGCUGCCCUUGCAGGCUGCGACCAGUCCCUUUCAGUCCUCCCUGAACAUGCCCCCCUUGCUCCUGGGAAGGUUGCGGCCCUGGAGAGACAGGCAUUUGACUUCCUGGGCUUCCAGUGGGCAUCCAUCCUGGCCAAUUUCAUCCACAUUGUCGUGGUCAUCCUGGGGCUCUUUGGCACCAUCCAGUAUCAGCUGCGCUACACUGUAAUUGCCUUCUCUCCCUAGUAUGCAGUGUGGGCAGCUGUCUGGGUCACCUGGAAUGUCUUCCUUAUCUGCUUCCAUCUGGAGGUGGGCCUCUCCAAGGAUAGCGAGCUCCUGACCUUCAACCUCUCCCGGUACUGCUCCUGGUGGCACAAGCACUGGCCGGGCUGUCUGUGUGAGGAGUCGUCCACAACCAGCCUCGGGGCACGGCAUGGCCAGGCCCUGGUGUCAGGUACUGGCUGCACCCUGGAGCCCAGCUACGUGGAGGCCUUGCACAGCGGCCUGUAGAUCCUGCUGGUGCUGGUGGGCUUUGUGUACAGCUGCUACAUGGUCAGCACAUGGACAGAGGAAGAGGACAGCUAUAAGUGCCUGCAUAAGUGA
Carlito syrichta (Philippine tarsier) is the source of this 699-nucleotide messenger RNA. RefSeq names its product sodium/potassium transporting ATPase interacting 4 (gene NKAIN4). The record is from RefSeq and is a predicted model, not a curated record. NCBI's taxonomy places the organism in Eukaryota, Metazoa, Chordata, Mammalia, Primates, Tarsiidae. The transcript is spliced from 7 exons. Gene Ontology annotation, biological process: regulation of sodium ion transport.